Pygocentrus nattereri (red-bellied piranha) is the source of this 6095-nucleotide messenger RNA. RefSeq names its product Scm like with four mbt domains 2 (gene sfmbt2). The transcript has 22 exons. Gene Ontology annotation, cellular component: nucleus. Gene Ontology annotation, molecular function: sequence-specific DNA binding; histone binding; transcription corepressor activity. Bases 159 to 2801 code for a protein of 880 amino acids. The record is from RefSeq and is a predicted model, not a curated record. Gene Ontology annotation, biological process: regulation of DNA-templated transcription. Lineage: Eukaryota; Metazoa; Chordata; Actinopteri; Characiformes; Serrasalmidae.
GCGCACGCGCGGGAUGCCAUAUUGGACUGAGGAGCUGCGCGAGCGGCCCGGAGGGAGCGGGAGACCCGGGCAGGCCCCAAACGUACUGUAAGCAGACGCAGCUGGAAACAGUUGUCGAGACCACAGAUUACCAAGACAACAGCCUUCACAAGAUAUAGAUGAUGACUUCUGCAGGUGGGAAGAUUCAGAGCCCAGCCAAUGGCACGGGACACUCAGAUAUGGAGUAUGGAGAAGCAGAAAUGGACUUUAACUGGGAUGAGUAUUUGGAGGAAUUAGGGGCCACUGCAGCCCCCCACACUUCAUUUAAACAUGUGGAGCUCAGUCUUCAGAGCAGCUUUCAGCCAGGAAUGAAGCUGGAAGUGGCUAAUAAAACCUGUCCAGACACAUACUGGGUGGCGACCAUCAUAACCACGUGUGGUCAGUUGCUAUUGUUGCGCUUCUGUGGUUAUGGUGAUGACCGCAAAGCUGACUUUUGGUGUGACGUCAUGACUGCAGAACUUCACCCUGUGGGUUGGUGCACCCAGAACAACAAACGACUGCAGCCACCCGAAGAUAACGUUUACCUCAGAGCAGCCAUUAAAGAGAAGCACAGUGACUGGACUGAGUUUCUCAUCAAAGAACUAACAGGAUCACGAACAGCACCAACUAACCUGCUCGAAGGACCCUUGAGGGGUAAGAACACGGUAGAUCUAAUUGUGUCAGGGUGUGUGUUGGAAAUUCGUGAUGCCUGUGAGCCAUGUGUGUACUGGGCAGCCAGAGUCCAGCGAAAUGUUGGUGGGCGGUUAUGCCUCAGCUACAUUGGCCUGGAUGACCCUGCCCACUUCAUCUGGAUCUUCUAUCUGGACACCAGGCUCCGUCCCCUGGGCUGGGCCAAAGAAAAUCAAUUCCCAAUGGAGCCGCCCACAGAGCUGCGUGAUAUGAAAAGCUCUGAGGAGUGGACAGAGGCUUUAGAGAAAGCAACUGCUGAAGCCUUGAAAAAACCCUUGCCCCUGGAAGUCUUUAAGGAUCAUGCUGAUUUGCGUAAGCACUCCUUCAGAACUGGGAUGAAGCUGGAAAUGGUGACACCUAGAGAACCCUUCCACAUCUGUCCUGCAUCUGUGACUAAAGUAUACAAUGAGUACUACUUCCAGGUCACAGUGGAUGACAUGACGGCUGAGGCCACACCGCGCUCUGUAGUGUGUCAUGCUGAUUCACCAGCCAUUCUGCCAGUCCAGUGGUGCCUAAAGAAUGGAGUUGGACUGGAGAAACCUAGAGGUUUUCAGUCUCAGGAUUUUGACUGGGCUGAUUAUUUGAAGUAUUCUGGUACAGAAGCUGCUCCAGAGGCCUGUUUCCUCAAUGCAUCUGUCAGUAGGGGUUUCUGUAAGGACACAUGGCUGGAAGCGGUGAAUCCUCUUCAGCCGGCAGAAUUCUGCGUUGCACGAAUCACUCAGGUCAAAGGUCAGCUCCUCUGGCUCAGAUUUGAAGGACUAUCUAAGCCUCUAGCAGAUUGCAUAGUUGAUGUGGAGAGUAUGGACAUUUUCCCAGUGGGGUGGUGCGAAGCUAACAGCUAUCCGCUAACAGCCAUACGGAAGGCCGUCUGUCAGUCUCAGAAGAAGAUUGCUGUGGUGCAACCAGAGAAACAGUCAAUCCCUUCACCUAUGGAAAACAUCCCUCUCGACCUUUGCCAGUCUGUCACAAUGGACACAGGUUCUGUGAACGGAAAGUACUGCUGUUCUCAGAUCUUUAUAAAUCACCGCUGUUUUUCUGGCCCGUAUCUCAAUAAGGGCAGAAUUGCUGAACUGCCUCAGACUGUAGGGCCUGGCAAGUGCACACUUGUCCUCAAAGAGGUUCUGACGAUGUUAAUAAACUCGGCAUACAAGCCUGCUCGUGUUCUCAGAGAGCUGCAGCUCGUGGAAGACCCGAAGUGGAACUGUCUGGAGGAGACGCUGAAAGCCAAGUAUAAAGGGAAGAGCUAUCGUUCGAGUGUCCGGAUCGUGCGCUUGGCAGAGCAAGUCUCAGAUUUCUGCCGGACUGUGUGUGUGAGGCUGCAGUGUUGUCCAAAUUUGUUCGGCCCAACGCUUGUCUCAGACAACUGCCCCGAGAACUGCUCCAUAUACACCAAGACCAAAUACACAUAUUACUAUGGAAAGAGACGGAAAGUGGGGCGCCCCAGCCUGGCAGAGAGCACGCAGGAUGGAGACACGGCCAAAUCUUCACGCCGCAGAAAGAAGCGCAAAACCAUCUUUGUUCAGAAAAAACGGCGCUCUUCUGUUGUAGGAUACAACAACACAGAGUCACCUCAGGACAGUGAUUAUUUCUAUGAGGAUGAUGAUGAUGAUUCGGUCAGUGAGGAAGGCUCCAGCUCAGAGCCACAUGAGGAGGCCCCUCCCCGCUCCUACAUGGACGUGUCGAGGAGAGGCCGGCCACGCCGGUCCAUCACCCAGCGUAGGGUUACACACCCCGGGACCACUGACCAAUCACCUCUGCGGAGAACCACGCGCUCACACUCCUAUACACACAACCAGCCUUCAGGACACGCAUGCACAAAGCCGGACCAUACAGAAGAGGAAGAAGCUCGCCUGGUUCUAGAGAGGAAUCCUCUGGAGUGGAGUGUUUCUGACGUGGUCGAUUUCAUCAUGUCUACCGACUGUGCCUCACUCGCCAAGAUAUUCCAGGAGCAGGACAUUGAUGGUCAAGCUCUGUUGCUGUUGACCCUUCCGACCGUCCAGGAGUGUAUGGAUCUAAAGCUGGGUCCAGCCAUCAAACUCUGCCACCAGAUCGAACGCGUCAAAGUGGCCUUUUACUCCCAGUACGCCAAUUAAGCGAACACUGCUAACCAGGCUAACUGGGCUAGCUCUGUCAGAGGCCUUUCUCUCGGUGGAUGAAAAGAAAAGUGACUAUAUACUCCUCAGGGGCUUGAUAUGGAGCUUCAGUCCUUUAGGAAAACAACACAUGCCUAUUGGCGUUUUGGAGGAAAACUGGAAAGACCUCUAUUUCAGAACAAGACAGGAGGACAUCAUUUGAUAUAGACAAUGGAGGGAUUUUACCUAUGGAUACCAAACCUGAGGGGAGGACUGCAUUUUUUGUCCUGUUGAGUAUCGACAUAUGGAGUCAGAGAAGAAUCUUCAACUCUCGCAAUAUCUUCCUUAUGUUUGAGGUUCCUGAAGCAGGCCUUUGGAAGAAAAUAUAUAAGACAUUGGAAGGAAAAAUAUUUCUCUGUUUUAUCUGUAAUUAUUGAAGCCUUCUGAAAAAAAAAAACUAAAACUCUAGUACUGUGUUCAGCUGUAAAGAUGCCUGUAUGUGACUUUUCUGUUAUUUAGAGACCAAAUUAUUAUAUUUAUAAAAGAUAAUUAGAUUUGGAGAAUCAGUGUAUAAAGUGAAUAAUAUAUUUGAAAUAUUUAUUUUGGCCUGGCAAACAUUUCUUUCAGAAUCUAGGUGCUCACAUGCUAUUUCGUUUGUCUAUAAAUUGGCAGGUUUUUUUUUCACACAGCAAUCUUUAUUUCCAACACCUUGUAAACCUGGACACUGUAUGUAAAUGUUCCUUUAAUCUAUGCAAAAUCUGGAGAUUCAUGACGAUUCAUUUUCUACUUCUUUGCUGUAUAACCAACACUUCCCUUGACUUGAGAUUAUUGUAAAUAGGCUGUAUAUAGAAUUUAUUAACUGAUAGUAAAAUCUAGUUUUAAUACAACCCACAAAUGAGUGGAACAGUGUUGUAGUUCACACAUCACCCAAAAAACCGAAGGAGGUUCAACUCAGAAUAUCAGGAAAGUUCUCAAACAGUCCCAUAAACGAGUGGGAUGGACUUGUACUUCACCCAUUGCCCAUAAAGAAAUGAAGGGAUUUCCAGAAUGUCAGUAAAGUUUUCAUGGAGUCUUACUGCUUUUAAAAGUCAACAUAAAAAAAAUCAAAACCUUUUUUUACCUUGUUGGAAAAUGUGCCUGGUCAUAUUAAGCACAAUUCAUCAUCUUAUAUCAUUUAAAAGACAUGACUUAUGACUUUAUCCGCCUCUGAAACGUGCGUUUUGAUCACAUCACCAUUCACCGGUGGUUGGGGAAAAAUAAUAUUAACCUAUAAUAUCAUAUCUCACCUCCCCCUCCCACCUCCUCCAUCUAUCAUCUAGAGAAAAUGCCCAGCUAGCUUAGAAACCUCCCUGAUACCACGUUUCUCUCAGAACUAUGUCACAGUAUUGAGGGAAAAUGCAUUAUGAUUUCUGACUCACAUUGACUGAAGCAUUUGAAUAGGGAAUAAACAGGCAAGUGUACAUACUUCAGUUAUGUUGAGUGGUAUGUAAGCAGGGUUGGAUAGUAACAAAUAAUGUAAUGUGAUUUUGGAAUUUGUGUUUUAAAGUGAAAAAAAAUCAGUAACAAACAUAUAGAGCUUACUCACUUGGUCCAACUUUAUAUUUAGUGUCUCUAAUAACUGUAACAGCACAUGCAGCAGCUAUGUUGCUACUGUUGAUAUAUUUAUUGUUACAGAUGGAAGAUAGUAAUACAGCUUAUGUGCUUACUGUAACAUUAUUUUUUGUAACUUACAUUUUUAGUUUUAUUUCAUUUGAUUGGCCAGCUUAAGUCUGCAACUUAAUCCAAUGUAUGUUGGCACAGUAGCAUCACUUUUCCUAGCUAGCUGUAGUAAUAGCUUGUGUAGUGGCAGUGCACCUAAUCUAAAGUUCUGGCUUUAAACCAUUCUGUAAUGUGACUGUUACAAAUGUGUAAUUACACAAGAGAAAGUAUGCUGUUAAAACUUUCAGAUACACUAGUGCAAUUACAUGAGUGAACACUGAAAUUGAUAUGCAUGUGAAUUUACAUAAAUCUGUACAGUUAAUUAGUUACAUUUUAAUUGCAUGUAUUAUUAACAUGUAAUUACACAGUUAUUAGAGACCCUUAAAAUAAAGAGGGACCACUCAUUUUCUGGCAAUUCUUUCAUAUCAGCUUUGAGUGUAUAUAUAUAUACACAAUUCAAUUUUAUUGUCAGUGUAUAAGAACGUUAUUUAUUGCCAUAACAAAGCAUUCGAUUUUAAUGAACAUACAUGUAAUGAGAUUAUUUUCUGUUGGUGCAUUUCUAUUGGUCUAUUCACCAUGAAGCAUUCACACAGUGCAAAGGGCAGCUGGCAUUUCGAAAUGGUGUCAGGAAAAAACAACAAAAAAAAAGUCUUGACAAACCAGGGGUGAAAUGUUGAGGUUAUCAGGUCUGUAAUUUCCAUAUGAAAAGAAUGUACUCUAUAAACAUAUUCAUGGCAAUUGUUUCCAUGAUUCACUGAAAAAAGUGAUGAAUUUGAACUUGAUUCAGAUGUGAACAUCAUUUCCAUGAGUCAUAUUUUAAACAUGACACCAUUGCUUACUUUUGGGAGUAUUUGUGUCGAUGUUAUACUUUAUUUAUACAGAAAUGAUGUAAACGUUCACGUCAAGCCAAUUUCAAUGCAACACUUUUUUCAGUUCAGCAUUUUAUGCGAAUGCAUCUGAAUCUUAAGAGUAAUACAACAGGUCAUAAUAAACUAUUCCUUCUCACAAUCAAAUAAACUGAAAAAUGAAUGGUCUUAAUAUAUCAAUGGAAAUAUGGCCUGAAGGUAUUUAUGUCUUUGCUUCGGAGCCUCAUGAGUCAUAGUGAUGAGUCAGCGUUGAUUUUGCUCUGGAGAUUGAGCAGAUUGGUCCUAUUGGUGCUUUUCCUUGAAGCAGUACUUAGGUGACCAUUAAUGUUUUUUCUAUUGAGUCGUGCUGCAAAAAUUUGUUCAACUGCCACCUCAUACUGUUGCCAGGCAACAUGUUUUCAAAGGUAUGCGGCAUUCGGCAUGCCCAGCUGCAUGCCUGACUGUAAUCGAGGCAGCUUUUUGAUGGUAGAGGCGCCCACAUAAAUUUAGAGAAGUGGUGAGAAAUGUAUAACAGCUUCGCAAAGAAAAGUGGAGGAGCACAUGGAAGGACAGCGAAGACUUUUAUUAGAAGGUUGUUCUGAACAUAUAAUAUAUAGAAAGAGAAGGUUCAUUCAGGGUCAAAAGUGGACAAAACUGUGAAAAUAACUAAGUUAUAACGGGCAGGACUGAAACCACAAAUAAUUCAAAGCAUUGCUGUACAGCCACAAGUAUCUCCAAAAAAACAAAACAAAAAUAAAACGUGUGGAAGAUU